Messenger RNA from Adineta ricciae, 1032 nucleotides. NCBI's taxonomy places the organism in Eukaryota, Metazoa, Rotifera, Eurotatoria, Adinetida, Adinetidae. The record is from the annotation of a GenBank genome assembly.
AUGAAUAUGUCUGGAGAUACUGAUCUUAACAUCGACAGUGUAAUAGCACGAUUACUUGAAGUGCGUGGAUGUCGACCAGGCAAAAUAGUUCAAAUGACAGAAGGUGAAGUACGUGGCUUAUGCUUAAAAUCUCGUGAAAUAUUUCUCAGUCAACCAAUUCUACUUGAACUUGAAGCUCCACUAAAAAUAUGUGGUGAUAUUCAUGGACAGUAUACAGAUUUAUUACGGUUGUUUGAAUAUGGUGGAUUUCCACCUGAAUCCAAUUAUUUAUUUCUUGGUGAUUAUGUCGAUCGAGGAAAGCAAUCAUUAGAAACAAUUUGUUUGUUACUUGCUUAUAAAAUAAAAUAUCCUGAAAAUUUCUUUCUUUUGCGUGGGAAUCAUGAAUGUGCGUCAAUUAAUCGAAUUUACGGAUUUUAUGAUGAAUGCAAACGUCGAUACAAUAUCAAACUAUGGAAAACAUUUACGGAUUGUUUUAAUUGUUUACCAAUAGCUGCGAUUAUUGAUGAAAAGAUCUUUUGUUGUCAUGGUGGUUUAUCUCCUGAUCUUCAAACGAUGGAACAAAUUCGGCGAAUUAUGCGACCGACAGAUGUACCUGAUACAGGUUUACUCUGCGAUUUGUUGUGGUCCGAUCCUGAUAAAGAAACUCAAGGGUGGGGAGAAAAUGAUCGCGGUGUUUCAUUUACGUUCGGCGCUGAUGUCGUCGCUAAAUUUUUGAAUCGACAUGAUAUGGAUUUGAUUUGUCGGGCACAUCAAGUCGUCGAAGAUGGUUAUGAAUUUUUUGCUAAGCGUCAGUUAGUAACGCUAUUUUCAGCACCUAAUUAUUGUGGAGAAUUCGAUAAUGCUGGUGGAAUGAUGUCUGUUGAUGAAACACUUAUGUGUUCUUUUCAAAUUUUAAAGCCAAGCGAAAAGAAACCGAAAUAUCAAUAUGGGGGUUUAAAUACCAAUCGACCAUUGACACCUCCGCGUGCACCGACGACAUCGGCACCAACAUCAGCAGGAGCACAAACUCAAUCGAAAAUCGGCAAAAAAUAG